GCCGAGAGCGAGCCGUGACUGUCGUGAGCCCCGCAGUGCUGGCCGCAGCGAUGCGUGUGGGUGCUGCGGGAAUCGCGGACUGAUGUACAGCUGGACCCUUAGUGGACCUGGGGAACGGCUGCGGACUGCUGAACCUCCUGCAAAUCAGGAGCUCUGGAGAGAGGCGCGACUGUCCCUCGCUGGGCUGAAUUGGAUCCACCUAUCCACAAGCUCCCUUGCCUCAUGGCGGCCCUGCUUGCCCUGUUCCUGGUGGCCCUGGUGGGCCUGCCUCUGGCCCAAGCCCUGGAGUGCCACGUGUGUAGCUACAAUGGAGACAACUGCUUCAACCCCAUACGUUGCCCGGCCAUGGUUAGAUACUGCAUGACCACACGUACCUACUAUACUCCAUACAGAAUGAAGGUGAGCAAGUCCUGUGUGCCACAAUGCUUCGAGACCGUGUAUGAUGGCUACUCCAAGCAUGCAUCCACCAGCUCCUGCUGCCAGUAUGACCUCUGCAAUGGUGCUGGCCUUGCUGCCCCAGGGACCCUGGGCUUGGCUCCUAUUCUUCUGACCACCGUAUGGCGUCUUCUCUAAGCCCUGCUUUCCCCAGCAGGCCCACUCAAGGACAAGCCUUGGAUUGGACAGUUGCACCCUCUCACACUGCAUACAUACCCUGCCCUGCUGUCCACCAUCUGAGACCCCUCAACUGCACCAGAUCUCAUGACUCACUGGAAGAGGACUCCUAUCUUGCAGCCACACCAGGCCUCAUUUCCAGGCUGAGACCUAUCAUUGUCAGAGGGCUGGUGUGUGGGACUGGACCUCCCCAAAGGGUCAGGCCUUGGUGGGCAGACUGGGGAGGGUCCUCCUGCUUCAGGGGCAGGGGGAGUCAAUUAGCCUGGGAACUCUUAUUUAAUGGGAAACUUCUGUGCAGCAAGACCCUGCCACGAUCUACAAAGUAGGUGAUAAGUGUGCUGGAGGGGGAGGGAAGAUUAGGAACCUGCUGAGGGGCGGGUAGGAUCCAGCAGAGAUUUCUCUGCUUCCUCCUGAGGUCAGCAGCUGUCCAGGGCAGGUAUGGGAUGAGGCCACAUGUGAGGCCUUUAUCACCCUACAGCUGUCCCAGGAAGUGUGCCAGACCUGGUGUCAGAGCAGCUCUUGGCUUAGGAGAAAAUGGCUCUGCCUCAGCAGGGCUCUGAGGCCCCUCCAUCCCCAGAAGCCAUCCUAGGUGCAGGGUGGGUGGCAUCUUGUACAGCCAGAUGCCUUGACCUCUCCACCUCUGCCCCCACCCUGAGUUCAAGCCAGUGGCCCUGCUAUAUUUGGCCCCUGAAAGCCAGACUAUUCUGGGCAGAACAGCACUGCAAGUUCUGCAGGGAAAGGGGAGGAGUGUACCCAUGUGACAAGUGGCUGGAAGAGGGACAGGGUGAGGCUGGCUGGCCAACAGGGGUGGGGCGAGGGAACAGCACACCAGUCCAAGCCCACUGCCUACUUCCUACAGGCUGGCUCAUCUCUAUUCAUAGAUCCCUAGGUCACCCCCAGCAGAACAAGGUCCAGCCCAGGUCUGCACCAGGUGCUUGGGGAUCCUGUGGGCCCCUUCCAUCCUGAAGUCCAUGGGGAGAGUUUGCAGUCUACCCUGGGCUGAAGCACCCCACUUCUCUAAGCACGAUUGGUUGUUCCCUAAGAAUACAACUGCAGAACAGAAUUGGGAGAUCCAGUUUUGCCUGACACCAUGAUCUGAAUGUGGGUGGCCUGAGGAGCACCUGCCUCCUCCUGAGGGAGUGGUGCAGCCAUCCUCAUCCAUGGUACUCCUGCUCAGGUGUAGCUGAGGGACCCCUCCAGUGGCCCAGCCCAGGAGGACAGGUGAGCAAUAGUCUCCUGUCCCUAGCCCCAAACGCAGCCCUCUUGUAAGACCCCUGUUGUGCUGCAUGCAGCCUGAGAGCUGCUUGCACCUGUUCCCAGAGUGGGCUCAGGACCCAGGUCUCCCGCCUGUGGGCUCUGCUCUCUAACCUUUUACAGGUCUGGAGCUCUAGACCUGGGGCUGGGGGUAAUUUUCUGCCUCAGUUUUUCCUGUAAAGGACAGAUUUAGGGGUAGAAGGUGGAGCUGAAGGGCCUUGGUGGGGGGACAUUUCACUUUCCAGAGGAAUUGUGAACUUCAUUCAAGGAAAGGAGAUGGGAAGGGACAAAUACAGGCUUGGUAGAUAGACACACACACACACACACACACACACACACACACACACGUGGGGGUAGAGGGCUGAGCCCAGAGAAGUGCUGUGGUCUACAGCCUCCUUCCCUGAGUAUCCCAUCAGCAAGCAGCAGCCUUGGCAUGGUGACCAUUGCAGGCCCAGGGCCUGCUGGGAAGAGCCAGGUGAGGCCCUGAGUCAGUGGGAGGUCCCAAGGAACUGUUAUCACCUUACUUGUGCAAGUCCAUUGCACAAGUGGUGUCCUCAGCCAGAGCUGGGAGGGCCCCAAAUGGGUCUUCCUUUUGUCUCCAUGGAAUGCCAUGUCACCUGUGGGCUCAGGGUGUUGGGAGCACCUGUCCAAGUGCCACAGUGACCAUGCUGUCACCAGCCUGAGUUCCCCAAGACCAAUAUCCUGCUUAUCUGGCCUGUCCUUGGUCCUGUCACGUGCCCAACACAGGAGGUUCCCAAUCAAUGGGAGGUGAUGGCACUGCAUUUUGGGGAAACUGAGGCAGUGGUAGUGGCUGGCCUGUCCUGGUCGUACGUAGGGUGUUGUGAUCAACACCCAUCUACUCCCUUGACUCAUGGCUCAAGUGCUGCAGGGCAGCCUGCAAGCUGGGGAACAGUCAUGAUCCUUGGACAGUGGCAAAACCAAGGCACAGGCAGAUGAAGCCAUUGGCUGCCCCCAGGCCACCUGGCUCCCUGCAUACUCUCACCUCACUUACUAUGCCCUUUUUUCCCACCAGUGGGAUUCACUGGGGUGCUGCAUCCCCAUCCCAGGGAGGGGUACAGUGGUUUUCUAACCUUCAGAAAAUCUUAACAUAUUAGGUUCUUCUAGAACUGGAAAGUUUAGGGAGGAAAUCCAAGCCAGAGGCUGGGGAGCCCAGGACAAGGGUCAAGAGUGGGGCAUCCAGCCCUGUGUCUGGAUGCAGACGGAAGAGACACAGAGUAGAGGGACAGAAAGGCAAUGGAAUAUCAGGGACCACAGGGCUCGCCUUUCUGUAGGGGCCCAGGACUUUGGCCGUUCUAUUCUUGGGGCAGCAAGAAUCCUUCAACAUGGUCAGUCAUCCAGGGCUGUUCACAAAGGCACUGCAUUUUGGGGAAACUGAGGCAGAGGUGUGGCUGGCCUGUCCCAGUCCAAGUCUGUUGUCCAUGUAGAGAAGCAGCGGGAGCUCUCAGGGGAGCUUCCCAGUGCUCUGGGCACCAUGGAGUGGUACCUGGUUUCUGUGGGUGUCAUGGAGACAGAAAGAAGAAGCUGGCACUAAGCUGGUGACCUGGAGAUGCAGCCAGUUGUGGUUGCCUUGUCAGGGGUGUUAGCUCAGCACUGGGAUAGGUCCCUAUCCUCUGGAGACACCUGUGGCCAGUUUCCCCAGGCCCUGAGAAGGGAAAGCCCGCCGAUGGCUUCUUUGUCUCCCUUUACAGUUUCUGAUUUAUUGUAGGGAACAUAUGUCUCAUUUAAAAACUCUUGAGAAGCAGAAAUGAAACGGCCCUUCCCACACCAUUCUUUUCUGAGGGUGCUUUGUGAGUCCCACAGCCCAGGGUGCCCUGGGCCUGGCCACUGCGUUGACUAAAUAGGAAUGAAAGUGCCCAUCCAGCUGGUCCCGGGAGCCGGUGUUCAGCUGAUUUUCUGGGGUCCAGGUGCUUCCUAACCCAUCUCCUUGCUGCAGCAGCCAAUGCCAACACUAAGUCCCAACCCUUACCCUGAUCUGGACCUGAAAUUUCACCGUUAGGCCAUAACGUGUUCCACCCUUUGAUCCACAUUGUAUACCCAGCACCCCAGAGAGCUCCCAACAGCAUUCCCUGUGGGAGGGGUGAAUAAAUGGACAGAUGCACGUG
This is a messenger RNA of Octodon degus (degu), 3989 nucleotides long. It is a transcript of the gene Lynx1, whose product is annotated as Ly6/neurotoxin 1. The coding region runs from base 223 to 573 and encodes 116 amino acids. NCBI's taxonomy places the organism in Eukaryota, Metazoa, Chordata, Mammalia, Rodentia, Octodontidae. The record is from RefSeq and is a predicted model, not a curated record. The transcript has 4 exons.